GGCGUCUUCCGUUGCUAUAGCGACAAGGGUACAGAAUGGCCGGGAAGAAGUUUUCAGGGGCUCCUUUUGGCUGCCAAAGUACCAGAUUUGACGUGUCGGCAGUUUAUCCUGAAUUGAAGAAGCCUGGCACAUAUACACAAGUGUCAUACUGCAAGAGGGCAACAUCGGAGCUAGAAAGACGCUUGGGUCCGGGAACAUACGAAGGAGCGGCUGGUGAUUUUAGCCCAUCUGUCCUUGAGAGAAAUGCGUCUACACCUGGAUGGAAAAGAGCAGAAGAAACAGAAAGGUUGACGGAGAUGCCUCAUCUUCUCUACAAGGAGACCUGGGAGAGGAACCGCGUGUUGAAGCAAAACAUGGGACCAGGACGUUACAAUACAAAGUCAUUUGUUGAAUUGAUGGAGAAGAAGCCAACUAGUGUACGGGGAGUCUGCAGCAGCAGAGAUGUGCGAUUCAAGGAAAAUAAGACGAACAGUAGCCCAGGACCUGGAUCUUAUGGAAAAGGAGGGAACCCUCAUGCAUUAAUUGAAGAGAGGGCUUCAAAGUCAGCAAGCUCUAAAGGCAUCAUGGAUAGCGAGACAAGCAAACGUCGCACGGCAGACAGCGUUGGAUGUGACCUGGCUCCAGGAACCUACAACUGCAAGUGGUCCAUAGAUGAAACCUUAAAACAUAAUGUGGGUAAAAGAGGACCAUACGACCUAUUCACUCCGUCAAGAUCAGAGCCCAUCACAUAUGGAUAUUUUGCUACACCUAAAAAUAGCCAGUCAGAGCCCGGACAAUAUAAAGUCAAAUCAUUUAUCGAAGAAUUGGAAAAUGACCAGAAAAAGAAGAAUGGAAAGUUUGGGAAAAUUCCUCAGUAUCCAAAAGUCCCAACAGAGAGAGUAUUCUGCAGCUCCCUCACCCACCGGCCCCGACCCAUUAAUUCUCCAGGCCCUGGCUCCUAUGAAACAAAGCCGCUCUUUGCCUCUGUACGGACAUCAUCAGCGCCCUUCUUAACAUCGGCUAAGAGAUUUGAUAGAAAGUCAUGCAGGCUACUUUUUGGAGGCACGAACCCAGUUGGCGUCGGUCGAUAUAAUAUAGAUAAACCUGCACGGGGCAAAACGGCAACUUGCUUCCGAACAUCAUUUAUUUCAAAGACAGGGCGCUAUUUAUCAAAUUUUGAAAGAGACAAAGUUCUACAGGAACGCAUCCAGAAGUCGCACACGUCCUCGUCUACUCGGAACCUUUUAUCAUCUGCACAGGAGUCUGUGGCUCCACCACAUUCAGCAUGAGGCUCACCGUAGCUACAGACAUUAAAAUAGUGACUGGAGAACGUGCAAUGUUUUAUCAUGUGAAAUUAUUGAAAUGUGUUUGCAGUAAGGAACAAGCUAAGGGCAUAAAAUUAUAAUAUAUAAAUAUAAUAUCUGUGCAAAGAUCUAUUUACUUGCAUAGAUGUAAGAUUUUGUGUGUAAUUUUAGACUCGGGAAUUGAAAUUAUUUGCUGUUUAGAAAUCUCAUGAUGUGUGUAUUUAAUUAAAGUUGUCCUGGGAAAAAUGAUUUACAAGAAGUUGGAGUGUACCGGUCAUUUCAGGUGACUUAUCGUGUGUGUACAUAAGGAAUAACACAAUUUCUCACCAUUUUGUGACCUGUAUUCUCCCUAUUUCAGUUUUCCCUCUGCAAGUUCCAUUUCAGACGA
Bufo bufo (common toad) is the source of this 1671-nucleotide messenger RNA. It is a transcript of the gene CIMAP2, whose product is annotated as lymphocyte expansion molecule. The transcript has 10 exons. The record is from RefSeq and is a predicted model, not a curated record. Lineage: Eukaryota; Metazoa; Chordata; Amphibia; Anura; Bufonidae. Bases 36 to 1268 code for a protein of 410 amino acids.